UCUUCAUCUCCCAUUACGAUACAGACCAGAGAUAAUAAAGAAACAACAUACAAAAACUGUCCAUGUUUCACAGCAAGCCACACCAACAACGCCACCACCAUGCCCACCGUCACAACAACAAUUUUCACCAUUCCCAAGACAUCAUCCAUCACGACCCAUUUGCUUCCCUGUUCGACAACCGAAUCAAUAUCAUGAUGACACCGCCUCCGCCGCCGGGGGGUCUUUUCGCAAGCCACGAAUUGGCCGCCGCGAAUCCUCUGGGGGCGGCCAAUACCAGAAUGGACUGGCACGAGACACCGCACGCACACGUGUUGAAAGCCCAUCUGCCCGGGUUCAGGAAGGACGAAGUGCGGCUGGAGGUGGAAGAGGAAGAAGAAGGUCACGGCCACGCGCUCCGCCUCACCUGCGAGAAGAAGGUUGAGACGGAGGAGAAGGCGGAUGGUUGGUACCGCGUGGCGCGUAGCAGCGGCCGGGUUCUUCAGCGUCUCACGCUGCCGGAGAAUUCCGAUCCCCACCACAUGGCUGCUGCGAUGGAGAAUGGGGUGCUUACCCUCACCAUUCCCAAGAAGCAACUCCAGCCUUAUUAUUGACACCUCCCUCUAAUCGUGUUCGUGUGUGUGCCAGCAUACAUAACCAGUGAUCAGCUCCUUGUUCUUACUUUAAUUAAAUAAAUAAGCCGGAGUAUUAAGCAUCUUUAUUUCAAGAAACUGGAUUUCAUUUCAUUGUUACGAAAUAAAAUUUGUGAUUAGCGAUAACAAAGAAAUGUCGGGUUCCUUAGCUUGAACAAGAAAAAAGAUGGAGAGGUGACAGACAGACAGAAAGGUGCCUCUUCCCUCUUGGUCUCUGCAACUAUAACAAAAUCAAAAUUUGCAC
Messenger RNA from Linum trigynum, 873 nucleotides. Lineage: Eukaryota; Viridiplantae; Streptophyta; Magnoliopsida; Malpighiales; Linaceae. The record is from the annotation of a GenBank genome assembly.